AUGUCGAUAUGCUUGGUUCUGGAAUGCAACAUCGGGUUGUAUGUUAUGGCAAUUGUGUUGGUAUUGUCACAGAAAUCAAAGACUUGUCUCCCUAGAUGCUGUAAUCCCUCAAUUGUUGUUGAACCCACAAAUCUGAAAGCAACAACUACCUGUAGAAAGGUUGUUAGCAUACAAGCACUGUUAAUACUAAUGGUUGUUAGCAUACAAGCACUGUUAAUACUAAUGCACUUUACAGUAAAUAUGGAAUUUAAUUGUGUUGACAUAGUAGAGCUCUUAAGAAUGAUGAUAGCCAGAUUCCAAAAGAUUGUACCUUUGAUUGCCCUUUCUUCAGUUUUCAUCAUCUACUACUACUACUACCCUUUCCACAUCAUGAAUUACUCUUCAAAAACAGCAGCUUUUAAUUCCGAUUCUCAAGUAUCAAUUAAUUCCUUGAACUCCAAUCCCCACAACCAUGGUGACAAUGCAAGCUCCAUAAUUAAUAAAACUCAAAUCCCCUCUCCCGCCCCAUUAAUCCAAUUCAACGACAUUAAUAAUAAUGAUCAUCAGGAGGAGGAGGAAACAGGAAUCAUCCCAACCGCAGCGGCUGCAAAGAACAGAGAAUACACGUCGUGUGAUAUAUCUUUGGGGGAAUGGGUGCCUAAUCCGGAAGGGCCUUACUAUACAAACACAACGUGUUCAAGAAUACAAGAGCAUCAAAAUUGUAUGAAAUAUGGGAGGCCGGACACAGGGUUUCUGAAAUGGAGGUGGAAACCGGAAGGGUGCGAGCUGCCAAUAUUUGAUCCAGUUGAAUUUUUUAAGAUGAUGAAAGGGAAGAAGAUUGCAUUCGUUGGGGAUUCUAUAGCUAGAAACCACAUGCAGUCUUUGAUCUGCCUCUUAUCUAGGGUGGAAGAGGCUGUAGAUGUCUCAGAAAUAACUUACUUGUCACAGUUCAAGAGAUUCGAGUUUAGAAAACACAAGUUGACCAUAGCCAUGUUCUGGUCCCCCUACCUGGUGCGGACCAACCAAGAUGACAUAGACAGCAAGAAUUCCGAAAGCCUGCCCCUGAACCUCUUCCUUGACGAGCCUGACCCCAAAUGGACCCAACAGAUACCCGGCUUCGACUACCUUAUCAUCUCUGCAGGCCAAUGGUUCUCCCGUCCGGCAAUGUUCUACAAUCAGAGCAGUGUUGUCGGCUGCCUUUACUGCCCCCAAUCCAAUAUCACCCACCUCACCGCUAACUUCAGUUACCGUUAUGCAUUUCGUACAGCUUUUCGGGCCAUCGUCAAGCAGACAAAUUUUACUGGAACAACCUUUUUGAGGAGUUUUGUGCCAUCCCAUUUCGAAAACGGUAGUUGGAACAAGGGUGGAGAUUGUGUGAGGCAGAGCCCAAACAGGGUUGAAGAAACUCGCUUGGACGGGUACAUUUUGGAGUUUUAUCAGAUCCAAUUAGACGAGUUGAACAGAGCGCAGAGGGAGGGUGGGAGGAGACAAUUGAAAUUCAGGCUGAUAGAUGUCACCCGGGCCAUGUUGAUGAGACCCGACGGUCAUCCAAGCAAAUACGGUAGCUGGCCAACGCCAAAUGUCACCCAAAUCAAUGACUGCGUGCAUUGGUGCUUGCCUGGUCCUAUUGAUUCAUGGAAUGAGUUUUUGAUCCAACUUUUAAGAAGAGAAUAA
Molecule: messenger RNA, 1653 nt
Organism: Impatiens glandulifera
Lineage: Eukaryota; Viridiplantae; Streptophyta; Magnoliopsida; Ericales; Balsaminaceae
Product: protein trichome birefringence-like 19
Exons: 6
Coding region: 1-1653 (550 amino acids)
Cellular component (GO): Golgi apparatus
Molecular function (GO): O-acetyltransferase activity
Source: RefSeq, a predicted model, not a curated record